Molecule: messenger RNA, 1247 nt
Organism: Hevea brasiliensis (rubber tree)
Lineage: Eukaryota; Viridiplantae; Streptophyta; Magnoliopsida; Malpighiales; Euphorbiaceae
Product: alkaline ceramidase
Exons: 3
Coding region: 234-998 (254 amino acids)
Biological process (GO): defense response to other organism; ceramide metabolic process; response to salt stress
Cellular component (GO): membrane
Molecular function (GO): hydrolase activity, acting on carbon-nitrogen (but not peptide) bonds, in linear amides
Source: RefSeq, a predicted model, not a curated record
CGCUAACUAAGUACAGCCCUAAAAGUAUUUCCACCAUUCACGAAUCCUACUCCUUUCGCCCUAUGUUCUAUUUUCCUGUAGGAAAGAGAAAACCCACACAGAGAGGGAAACCAGAGAAAAGUAUACACCUUUUGCAGUAUAGAUCUGACCGCUAAAGGUUAUGACCUCAGCAAAGGCCUAGCAGAAGGUGCAUAAGUUAAUUUAUUACACACCUUUGGCAUAUAUAUUGAAGAAUGGCAGAAGGAAUAUCAAGCUUUUGGGGUCCAGUAACAUCUGCUGAUUGGUGUGAGAAAAAUUAUGUCUAUUCUUCUUAUAUUGCAGAGUUUUUCAAUACUAUAUCAAAUAUCCCAAGCAUUCUUUUGGCGCUCAUUGGUCUCAUAAAUGCCCUGAGACAACGAUUUGAAAAGAGGUUUAGUGUACUUAACAUGUCUAAUAUGAUACUUGCUAUUGGAAGCAUGCUGUACCACAGCACGUUACAACAUAUGCAACAACAAGGUGAUGAAACACCAAUGGUAUGGGAAAUGCUUUUGUAUUUCUACAUCCUUUAUUCGCCAGAUUGGCACUACCGGAGUACAAUGCCCACCUUUUUGUUCCUUUACGGAGCUGCAUUUGCAGUUGUUCAUGCAUUGGUUCGUUUUGGAAUUGGCUUUAAGGUGCACUAUGCAAUACUCUGUCUUCUGUGCAUACCGCGGAUGUACAAAUACUACAUUUACACGAAGGAUGAGUCUGCAAAGAGGCUUGCAAAAUUAUAUGUGGGUACCAUAUUCUUGGGAAGUCUUUGUUGGCUCUUUGAUCGCGUUCUCUGUGGCAAAAUUUCUCAGUGGUAUUUCAACCCCCAGGGGCAUGCUUUAUGGCAUGUCUUCAUGGGUUUCAAUUCAUAUUUUGCAAACACAUUCCUGAUGUUUUGUCGUGCUGAACAGUUAGGAUGGGAUCCAAAAGUUGUCCGCUUCAUGGGUUUUUUCCCCUAUGUUAAGGUUCAAAAACCGAAGACCCAGUGACAGAUGCUGGAAGUUAACCGAGUCUUGUUGCACCCCUCAUUUUGAGGAAGAUAUAUGGUUUUGGCUGAUGAACAAACACCAGUGGUCUCAAUUUUUUCUUCUCUUCUUUUAAGUGGAUGUAAAUGGUAGUUGAAUAUUGAGAUCACCAGUUGGAUUUUGGUUGAUUUAAGUUGUAUAACACCAUAACUAGUGGUUUUGCUUAGAAAGAAAAUAUAUGGUCAGUGUACCAAAUAUUAUUUUCAGAUCAAA